AUGAAUAGACGUGCUGCUGCCGCGAUUGUCGCGAUAUGUGUUUCUAUUAAAAUGCGUCGGCGUAAAAAGAGAUCUGUAUGGGUUAAAGAUUGGAUUAAAAGAAGAGCGCAGCUAGGGGCAUAUAACCAAUUGUUGUCUGAAUUGAAAAACGAAGAUCCAGAAUGUUACAAAAACUUUCUUCGGAUGAAACACGACGAUUUUCAAUAUUUAUGUAACAAGAUUUCACCUGCUAUUAAGAAGCAAGAUACGAAUAUGAGACUAGCUAUUAGUGUGGAAGAACGUUUGGCGAUAACAUUAAGAUUUUUGGCGUCAGGAGAUUCGUAUCGAUCGCUCUCAUACCUAUUUCGGGUACCACAACAGACUAUCUCCAAAAUAAUACCAGAAUGUUGCGAUGCUAUUUAUAGAUUUUUAAAACCAAAUUACAUGGAGGUACCUUCAUCAGAAGAUUGCUGGAAAAAAAAAUCAGAAGAUUUUAAAAACAAAUGGAAUUUUCCAAAUGCUAUUGCAGCACUAGAUGGAAAACACGUGGUCAUAAAAGCACCCCAACAUAGUGGGAGUCUGUACUAUAAUUAUAAAGGUACAUUCAGUAUUGUGUUAAUGGCAUUAGUUGACGCUAAUUACAAAUUUAUUUAUGUAGACGUAGGAUGCAAUGGGAGGAUCUCCGACGGAGGCGUGUUUGCAAAUUGUUCACUUUCAAAUGCUUUAAGCAACGGCAGCCUUAAUAUACCGCCACCAAUGCCUCUUCCCGGUAGGGCUAAAUAUGUACCCUAUGUCAUUAUAGCUGAUGAUGCUUUUCCAUUGAAGCCUUAUCUAAUGAAACCUUUUCCUUUUCGUAACCAACCUGGACCUAAUCGUGUUUAUAACUACAGACUGUCGAGAGCUCGACGAGUGGUAGAAAAUGCCUUUGGUUUACUUGCAAACAGAUUUAGAAUAUUAAGGAAACCUAUAGAACUAUGUCCUGAAAAAGUUAUAAAACUUGUAACUGCAAUCUGCGUGUUGCAUAACUUUCUCUUGGAACGGAGUUCACGGCAUGUGUAUGCACCACAAGGCUCCUUCGACGAGGAAAUUGAUGGUGUAGUAACUCCUGGCAGUUGGAGACAAGACCCCCCUCCGGAUAAUAUAUUGUUCUCAAACAGACCACUGGCAUCCAACAUGUCUAAUGAAAGUAAAGAAAUCCGUGAAGAAUAUAAAGAAUAUUUUGUAUCUCCAGAAGGCGAAGUUAGCUGGCAGUACAGAUACAUAAGUUGAAAUUAACAAUAAACCAAUAAAUAAUAAAGACAACUUACCAAAUUUUGUAUUGUUUCAUUUGCUGGUAAGGUACUCGGCAUUAAAAAUUGUAAACUUGUGAAGUAAUCCCAAGUGCUUGCGUAAUUUUCAUCUGUGCCUUGGCCACUCUUCUUUUUUUAAGUUUUCUCAGUUCGUUAUUAAACUGCGUUCGUAAAUUGUGCAGUUUUCUAUUUAUUUCUAAUGCAGAAGUAUUAAAUUGUUCGGCCAGACUUUCUACCGCUGCUGCUUUCUUUACUCGAUUUUUAUAAUCGGGAUUUGAUAUUUGCCAUAGCUCUGGCAGCGAUUCAUAAUAUAAAAUCAAUGAUUUUAUUUCCUCGGUUGACCAAGCUCGUGACGUCAUUGGUCUAUCUAAAAAUUUCGCGCAGGUUCGAAAUUAUCGACACUCGUUGCGGACAGCGCGUGCGUCCUGUCUCCACGGCAGCGACACUGACACUGAGCGACACCGUCAUUACAUGUGCAACUAUGUGUCGCGGCGAUGUACACACACAGACAUUCGAUGUAUACACUUAGUGUCUGGUGUCUGGUGUCGUCGUGUAUCCUUACCCUAAGGAUUUUACAGCAGAAUUGAAUACACAAGAUGAGCCUCCAAUUUAUGCUCAGUUUGAGCAUGAUUUAGGCAUAAUGCUUGCUUUUCGGUUGAGAAAUGUACCAGCCGACAAACGUUUGGAGUGUUAUGAAAAACUAAUUAAUACUGUUAGACAAUACGAAGGGAAAAAAUAAAGAAAGAUAAUAAACAAGACAUUUAUUAAUAAUAAUAAUUACAAGAAUCAUAUUUAUAAAAAUCAGGUACAAAUAUUUUACAAUAAUUGGUAUAUUAUAAUCGUAUUCUUAUGGCAGUCAUAUUAUGGUGAUGACUAAUCAACAAAGAAAAAAUUAAUUAGUUUAAUAAUUGUGGUAUGCUCUAAAACAAUUCCCCAGACAUAACCCAGGAAAGUCUGGGCAAUCUGGGCAACCAAAAUAAACUUGCCCUCUUUUUUGUUGUUGUAUUAUAACACCGCCUACAUCUUUUCCUAAUUUUUUUUCCACCUGUUUUAGGCAAAUGGUCAGGAACAUGAACCCUACCUGGCACAGAAUGUCUUUCUACGCUUGGUUUCUUAGGCAAGAGAAACUCAAUAAUUUGAAGCCUGAAGUCAUACAAACUAAUUUUUGUUUCUCUGUCUAAAUUAAACAUUAAAAAGGCAUUGAAUAUAUUAAUUUGAAUUACAUGAAUGAUAACUUUUUUAUACCACCUUAAUGUUUUAUGUUCAGCACAAUAGUAACUCAACAUUUGAUCAUGUUUAUCAACCGCUCUCAUAUAUUUAUUAUAUUUGACUUGCACUUUUGGUUUAAAGGAAAUGUUUCCAUAUUUAUUUUGUGUUUGUAUAUAUUCGCUAUUAUGCUCUGUACUUACAAAACUAAUUUCUCUCUUGUCUCUCCAUUUUGUGACCGUAACGUUAUUACUAUUGUGCAUAAUACAUGCUUCAUUUGGCUGCAAUCGGGUAAUUAUUACUUGUACAGGAUUGCCUUUUCUAUUAAAUUGUAAUGUACCAGUUAUAUAAGUGUUUUUAUUUAAGAAUUCUUCAGCCAUGCCUACACUUGAAUAAUAAUUAUCCACAUAUAAAGAGUGGCCUUUAUGAACGUAAUUGCUCAUUAAAACACGCAUUACUUUCUUUACGUGAUCUUUUCCUCCCACGACUUGGUCUUGAGACCCAGCAUACAAAUGUAUUUUCAUGCAAAUACCAUGCUUUUCUGCUAACAUAUAUAAUUUUAUACCAUACUUAUGGACUUUAUUUUUAACAACUUCCCUGUCCAGUGAGUCAUAUAUGACUCAUGAGAGCGUAUUGGAAUAAGUUCAUGAGUCACAGGUGACUCAUUUCUCUAUGCGAUCUUAUCACAUUAUUUUAGUGUGAACUUGACACGAUAAAUUUUUAAAAAUUCGUGGACGUGUAGCAAAAAACCUAUAGUUUAUGAUGACAGAAGAAAAUUUCGUGAUUUUUUUAUAAGUUACGUUUUAUUAUUUGAAGAAAUUGGCAGUAAAUAAAAAUCAACACUAAGGUAAAUUGAGGGUUUAUUUUUAAGAGAAUAUAACAAAAUUAAGCAUGUUUCUCAUUGUAACAUUGUAAACAGAAUGCCUUAUUACACAUUUUACACUCGGUGUGAACUUGCUUCGCUUUUCUCGCCAAUAAUCCUUCAUUUUUCAAUUUGGCAUAGCACCCAGUGCAUCUCUUUCGUACGAGCUUAUUAUGUAUAUUUCGUGGGAUUUCCUGCAAAGAAUGUCCAGAACUGCUUGAAGAAGCAAUUGAAGAUCUUGGAGAGCUACAGGAUACUGAUGAUCUUUGAGGACGAUUACUUUCUGAGGUUGAUGCUGCAGGUCCAAGCAAGUGAUAAAUGAUAAAUGAUAAAUGAUGAUAUUUAUUUCUGUAAAUAGAUUAUAAAAUAACACUUUUACACGUCAAUAUUUCAAAUAGCUAGAUGAGGCCGGCAUUUCCUAUCCGACUACUCUGAGAAGAAAUGCCGAAACAAACUCAGAGGUCAUAGUCUCUUUUAAAGUCCAGACAAAAUCAAUUAAAGAUGUCGGAGAACCGUGCAAGUUUAUUCUGUAGUGGUCUUUUGAGGAAAGAACCACAGCAGUUUGAGCGGACCUGUUCAGAUGGCAGCACGCAUGUGUCAGUUUACAAUGAGCUCAGCUGACGGCUGUUGCUGAAUGAUCCGACGAACAAUACCAACCAAAAGAACAUUUGGGUAGGCCACACAAAUGC
Molecule: messenger RNA, 4025 nt
Organism: Spodoptera frugiperda (fall armyworm)
Lineage: Eukaryota; Metazoa; Arthropoda; Insecta; Lepidoptera; Noctuidae
Exons: 3
Coding region: 1-1248 (415 amino acids)
Source: RefSeq, a predicted model, not a curated record